CACACACUCACACUCUCACUCCGGCUGAGAGACCAGAGUGCAGUCAGCAUGGAGACCAGGACUAAGAGAACAUGGAUGCUUGUGUAUGGCUUCAUGGAGCUCAUGUGCGUUGGAUCAAAUCCACUCUCGUCUCACCUGUUCACUCAGUCCGGAGUGGGUCUGGAAGCUGUGCUGCCAUGUGAAUGGGGUUCACACACAGAAGUGCCAUCUGCAACACCGUAUAUCCAGUGGCAGACUCUCAGAGACAUGGUGUAUGAGCGACUAGGCCCUUCACAGUUUCAGGCUGAGGCUUAUGAAAACCGUGCUGAUGUUCCUGAGGAUGUGCUGGCAAGGGGAAACUGCUCCCUGCAUUUGGCUGACAUCCGCUUUAGGGAUGCAGGAAUCUAUGAGUGUUAUCUGGUGGUUGGGAAAACAGGCAACAAGAGAAGGAUCUUCAUCCAGAGUGUGCAGCUCUCUGUUCUUGAUCAUAAGAGCACUCAGUCUGUGAAAAUGGGGGAAGAUCUGACCCUUGAGCUCUAUACACACCAGGCCAAGAUGGUGAUGUUCCAGAUGUCCAACGCCGCUGAGUGGAGACAGCUGUGGCAACGACAGGGAAACAGAGAAGAUCUCACCCCUCAGGUGGAGGAGAGAAAUGGGAAACUUGUUAUCAGGAACAUGAGUGCCGCCAAUGAAGGAAUGUACAAAGUGAUCGACAGUGAAGGACUUGCACUUAGCACUGUGAAGGUUUCUGUUAAAGAACCUCCUCAGCCCAGAAGCACAAUUGUGAUGGAGAAACAUAUGUUAUUAGAAAGCAGUGUUGGAGUGAACUCUCCCUCUCUUCCUCUCCCGUUUCUCCUCGCCAUGCUCCUAUAUCUCCUCUGACCCUGAAGCUCAUGAUGACGAUGUUGUACGAUGAGCCUCAGGUCGUCUCUCACUCAGAGUCCUGCAGUGACUCAGUAACCACAGGGUUAACGGUGCUCACUCAGUUCACGAGGGAGCAAGUGCACUAGAGUAACGCGCCCUAACCCCUUAUUUGCUCCAUGAGGUGUUGUGGUGUGAAACCUGCUAUAAUUUUAUAGUUGAUUUAUAUUGUACUCCAUUCCUACUUACAGUACUUAAUUUUGAGCUGAAUUGUGAGUAUUAGGAGCUGUUGAAACAUUAGUGUUGAGUUAAUAGCAUGAAUACUUAGAAUGGAAAUUCUGUUCAUGUGCUUAUUUGAAGGGUAUUUACCUCAAACAUGUCCAAAAGCAUCUCACAAGAUGGAAGAUUUCUCAAAGAUUUAUAUCUAAACUUGUGAGGUGAGGACAUUUUUAUGUCGUGGAAUUUGUUUUAUUAUCAGCACAUUUAUGAAGUAUGAAGUAUUCCAUUUCUAUUCAUGGAGAUGAAAUGAAACAAAAUCAGAAUGUAAGCGAAGAUGAAGACAUUCUUCAGAAUGAACAUAUAAUGUGUUUUUAAACAGAUACAAAUACAGAUAUGAGUCGGAGGACUCCAGUGUUGUAGUCGAGUCACUGAACCUCCAGUCUCGAGUCCCCAGUGUUCAAGUCCGAGUCAUUAAAGAAAAUUCCGAGUCGAGUUCGAGAACAAAACUCCAACUGCACCAUUUGAUGGUGGCUGUUGCUACCUUUAUGUGAAACUGUUUAUGGUGUGCACGUGAGAGUCUGCUUGGCGUGUGCACUGUCCGGAGUGCGCCCGAGAGUCUAUCUGAUGCACACGCCAAGGCGUGCAGGUGUGACACUCUUGCACAAAAUUUGUACAAAAAUUAAUGUAGAUAUAAAUAUCUUAUGCCAAAUUAUUAUGGCAUGUUAAAAAAAAAAUUAAGAAAAAAUCUGAGUCCUCGUCUCCAAUUUACGAGUCCAAAUGCAGUUAAUGUACGAGUCCGAGUCAUCAGUGUUCACGUCCAAGUCGAGUCACGAGUCCUUAAAAUUAGGGCACGAGUUCGACUCGAGUACUACAAGCCCGGAGAACUCAACAGAAAAGUCACUGAACAGCAGGUUUUUACUUUGGAAAAUAAAUAGCAAAAAAAAAAAAAACUCCUUACAGUUUAGGCCACACCCACUUUGGGUUUAAAUCCUAAUACAGAUUAUUAUUAUUAUUAUUAUUAUUAUUAUUAUUAUUAUUAUAUUCAGUUGCUAAUUACGAAUUGUAAAAUCAUUAUAAUUAGAGAAGUGAAAUUGUCCCAGAAUAUUCCUCCACAUUAGUUUUGAAUCCAAAAGGAAGUAGAAAUGAGUCACAGGUGUAAAAGGUGAGUUGAUGGUGAAGACUUACUGAAUCCUUCAUACAGGGCAUCUUUAUAAAUGUGCUGUUCAAAAAGAACUAAUCAUUUUGAUGUAAACACUCUUCAAAUAAAGUGUGAGUGAAAUUCCUGUGUGUAUCUUCAUCAUUCAUUAUUAAUGUUUAAAUAAAUCCUGAUCUGCCUUCCUGCAUUUUCUGUUUAAAAUGCACUAAGCACUUUAUUUUUUUCUUAGAAACAUAAAUCAGUGAAUUUACUAUAU
Molecule: messenger RNA, 2471 nt
Organism: Neoarius graeffei (lesser salmon catfish)
Lineage: Eukaryota; Metazoa; Chordata; Actinopteri; Siluriformes; Ariidae
Gene: igldcp
Product: galectin 17
Exons: 6
Coding region: 49-861 (270 amino acids)
Biological process (GO): negative regulation of T cell proliferation; cell surface receptor signaling pathway; cellular response to lipopolysaccharide
Cellular component (GO): external side of plasma membrane
Source: RefSeq, a predicted model, not a curated record